CUAUUAACAAUUUCAGCACAAGCGGGCCUCGUUACGUCGCCAAUUCUUGAAAACUCAAUUUUUAAGUUACUUAUGUCUGCAUUAUUCCCUAUUAUUAUUUAUUUUUAUUAUUAUGCCCGACCAUAUAGUCAAACUGUGAAGGUAUUCAGAAAGCCUUUCACAAUUUUUUCAGAAUAUCAAGAACAGCA
Caenorhabditis elegans is the source of this 188-nucleotide messenger RNA. Lineage: Eukaryota; Metazoa; Nematoda; Chromadorea; Rhabditida; Rhabditidae. The record is from the annotation of a RefSeq genome assembly.